Molecule: messenger RNA, 1136 nt
Organism: Sesamum indicum (sesame)
Lineage: Eukaryota; Viridiplantae; Streptophyta; Magnoliopsida; Lamiales; Pedaliaceae
Gene: TPR1
Product: Tetratricopeptide repeat (TPR)-like superfamily protein
Molecular function (GO): protein binding
Source: RefSeq, a predicted model, not a curated record
AAGAGGAGAAUUUUCUGGAAUCGUCAGAAAGAGUAUAAAAUACUCUUCAAAUUUCCAUAGUAGAAAGAGGGAGAAAGCGUAGGGUUUUGAUUGUUCUGGUUAAGGCGGAAGAAUGGCGGUGAUUGAAGAUGAAUCUUCCGGUGAAAAUAAUUUGAAAUCACGGCCUAAUUCAGCGGCGGCGCAACCUGGUUACGGUUCCGAUGGCUAUGAGACCGCCAGUGAUACGGAGCUAACUGACGCCGUUCCAGAACCUGAAAAUCAUUCCCGUAGCAAUGGUGGUGAUACCGGUCAGCAUAAUGAUGUUAGUAGUGUUAAGAAUGGGGAUGAUGGGGUGAGCCGUGAGGGCAAGGAAGACGAACAGCAAGGGAAGAUUGAAACCAUAGAUAUUGAAGCGAAUGAGAAAGCCUUAGCCCGAGCAAAUGAUGCAAAGCUUGAGGGAAAUUCCUUCUUUAAAGCUGGACAAUACGAAGAGGCAUUGACAAAGUACGAGUUUGCUAUACAUAUUUCCCCAGAUGAUCCUUCAUCUAGUGAAGUACGGUCCAUGUGUCAUGCAAAUCGGGCUGCUUGUUUCUUCAAAAUGGGGAAAUAUGAGGAGACAGUCAAAGAGUGUACAAAGGCACUGGAGCUGAAUCCUACAUACAUGAAAGCUCUUAUAAGAAGAGGAGAAGCACGCGAAAAACUUGAACAGUAUGAGGAGUCAAUUGCUGACAUGACUAGAAUCUUAGAAUUGGAUCCAUCAAAUGACCAAGCUAGGAGAACUAUCAUCCGUUUAAAGCCAUUAGCAGAAGAAAAGCGUGAAAAGAUGAAGGAAGAGAUGAUUGGGAAACUGAAAGAGAUGGGGAAUUCCAUUCUGGGUCGUUUUGGAAUGAGUGUUGACAACUUUAAAGCUGUCAAAGAUCCAAACACUGGUUCCUAUUCGAUUGCAUUUCAACGCUAGGUUCUCAUUCCUAGAUAUAUAUCAAAUAUAUUUGUUCUUAAGAAAGAAUGUUUGAGAAAUAAGAUAACUAUUGAAAAAAUUGCAGGAGAACUGGAGUACUUCUGAUAUGUACUGGUGAGUUAUAUGUUUGUUGCAUGAUAAUUUUGAGUUCUCCCAUAGACUCUUUCUUGCUUUUCUUGUGGAAUGUAUCUGAUGCUAA